AUGCAUCUUCUCUCUGUUGUUCUGCUGAUUCUGAUAUCAGCACCAAUCGUUAUUGUAGGUGCAGUUUUUUCUAUUGAUAAUAUUAGGGGUACAUCCCUGAACAGGAGCAGUUUUCCAGAAGGUUUUAUAUUUGGGACAGCAUCCUCUGCUUAUCAGUGUGAAGGUGCAGCAAAUGUUGGUGGCAGAGGACCAAGUAUAUGGGAUACAUACACUCAUAAUUACCCAGAUAAAAUUGUGGACAGAAGUAAUGGAGAUGUUACCAUUGAUCAAUACCAUCGUUAUAAGGAAGAUGUUGAAAUCAUUAAGGAAAUGAACAUGGAUGCUUACAGAUUCUCAAUCUCUUGGUCCAGAAUACUUCCAAAAAGAAAGGUUAGCAGAGGUGUGAACAAGGAAGGAAUCAACUAUUACAACAACCUCAUCAAUGAACUGUUAGCUAAAGGUCUUAAACCCUUUGUGACCAUUUUCCAUUGGGACCUUCCUCAAGCCUUAGAAGACGAAUAUGGUGGUUUUCUAAGUCCUAAUAUAGUGAAUGAUUUUCAAGAUUAUGCAGAACUUUGUUUUAGAGAAUUUGGAGACAGGGUGAAACAUUGGAUUACAUUAAAUGAACCAUGGACCUUUAGCAAAUAUGGGUAUGCUGAUGGCAUUUCACCACCUGGAAGAUGUUCCAGUUGGCAAAACUUAGAUUGUAAUGAUGGUGAUUCAGCCAUUGAACCCUAUAUAGUGACUCACAAUCAAUUACUUGCUCAUGCAGCUGCAGUCAAUGUUUAUAAGACAAAGUAUCAGGCAUCUCAAAAGGGUAUGAUAGGGAUAUCACUAGCAUGUCAUUGGAUGGUACCACUCUAUGUUACAGAGUUGGAUCGCCAUGCUGCACAAAGAGCCCUUGAUUUUAUGUUUGGAUGGUUUAUGGAGCCAUUGACAAUUGGAGAAUACCCUUAUUCUAUGCAAUCUUUGGUAGGGAGUCGCUUACCAAAUUUCUCUGCUAUUGAGAUCAAACUUGUAAGAGGGUCCUUUGAUUUUAUUGGAUUGAACUACUACACUUCUUAUUAUGCUACUGAUGCACCAGAAUUAAGUGAAGCCAGGCCUAGCUACCUCACAGAUUCUCUUGUUAUUCUUACAAGUAUAGAUGAAUUCAAUGAUCCUACUCUAUCACUUGAAAAAGCCCUUGCCGAUACUUCAAGAAUUGAUUACUUUUAUGAUCAUCUCUAUUAUCUUCGAAGUGCAAUCAAGCUACAUUUCAAGGAUCUCUACGUACAGUGGCAUGAUCCCAGGGAUCUACUGUUCUGUUUUGCUAGUUCUGAUAUUUUGUGUUUGCACUCCUCAUUCAUUUUGAUUCUGCAAUGGUCUUGGGUAGAAUGCAAACCAAUUUCAAGGCAGAAAUACAAACCCACCUCAGCAUCUCUUGCCCAUGCAAUGGAUGUACCAUUCAUUGCAAAAUUUUGGAAAUAA
Messenger RNA from Sphenostylis stenocarpa, 1446 nucleotides. NCBI's taxonomy places the organism in Eukaryota, Viridiplantae, Streptophyta, Magnoliopsida, Fabales, Fabaceae. The record is from the annotation of a GenBank genome assembly.